UCUCGUGACCGCCGUUUUCCAUCCCUUAUUUCCCAACUCUGCGGGAGUCUAGAGUUCAGCACGCGUAAAAGCAAGUCUUGUGAAGUGCGAAGUUUCCCGCUCCGUGGCGAUUCGAUUGGUGUUUUAUUGUUCUUUAACUCCAAACUUUUGAAUAGUUCAAAGCUUUACAAAUAACAUCGAAGAAGCGAAAACCAUGAAAACUACACGCACAGAUCACGAUGGUGGAAUCAUGUCCGGUUUUAUUUUGUUCAUUGCAGUUAUAGACCUGUCAUCUGCUCUUUGGCUCAGCACGCCGUACCAAGUUAAAAAACCUGGAGACUCGCUAGUUGUGGUAUGCAAAGACGGAAACAUGGGCAAGGCAGUGACAUGGAGAGGGCCCAGAGAUAGAGCUUUGGGGGAGAAAACCCAGCCCAACUUUUACGUACGCAACUACGGCACUGCUCUGGUGUUCAGCUCUAUACGAUACGAGGAUGCUGGGACGUACACGUGUAAAUCCGAAACCGGAGAAAGUGAAGAAUUUACCCUUGUAGUUGGUGAUGACAGUGAUGGUGACACUUUUGAGGAGAGCAAUGAUGAUGUCCAAUCAACAGAAAUUAUUAUACACCCCCCUAAUUUAUUUAGACCUAAUCAUACAAUUCCUACAGAACCUAUAGAAUUCAUUGGAACGCCUUCGGUACAAAAAGGUUUGGAGGGGACAAACAUUACAGUGGCAUGCGAAGCAAAACGAGGAAUCAUAGAAUGGGCGAUCGACGAAGAACAGCCUAGACCUCCAAAGUACGUAAUACUAGGGGACGGUCUUCUUAUCGUCAAUCUUACGAGAGAAGAUGGCCAAAGGAAAUAUAUAUGCAGAGCAGUUAGAGAAUCGUCGGGCGACGUUAAAGAGAAAGAAAUUACCGUAAUAGUCGAGCACCAACCAAUUUGGACGCUCAAAUACGAAAAGCAAGACAUAGUCUACGGCAUUAUGGGCGAAUUUGUAAACCUAAUUUGUGACGUCGAAUCAGAACCCGCCCCACAAUUUCAGUGGAUGGAAAAAAAUGGCAGGCGCAAAAUUGGAAUGGCAACCACAAACGGAAUGACAUCUAUAUUGAAGUUGAAAAUGACCAAAGAAGCACUAGGAAAUUACACCUGCAUAGCUAAAAACCCCCACGGAAAACUAGAAGUCCAUUUUACCUUGACAAACGGAACCAUUCCCGAUCCGCCAUCUUCCAUUCAAUUGAAAAGUGCUGGUUUCGAUCACCUGGAUUUGGAAAUAGAAGGUCCUGAAGAUAUAGACAACACAACGGAAACAAUGAUGAUUACCGGAUUUCGCGUGGAAUAUAAAUCGAAAAAUAGUACCGAAUGGAUGGAAAAAGACUAUGAACUAGCAGAAGAUAAAGCCUACGCGUUGACGGGACUGGAAAAAAACACCUUUUACCAAGUAAGAGCGGCGACGAGAAAUCUCGCUGGUAUAAGUGAAUUUACCAACACGUCAAUUUUUCGAACGCAACCAAAUCACGGACUCACAAUUUCCGCUAAAUUUCCCUGUGCCUUUAGUUUUACGGUUAGUUUCUUAGUUUAUAUAGUUAGUUUGGCGGUAUGUCCGAUUUCCUAAGCCUUAAUGUUUGUACAGUCACGGUAAAAAAAAAUUGUGCGUUUCGGGUAUAUUUACAUCAGAUCAAAGAUGUUGAAACAUUUUGCAUUUUCACAGCAAUAUACUUCUAUGCCAUGACUAAGUUCACUUACUUCGCACUUCAGUGAUAACUCGUUGACAUACAAAGACAUCUGGCAGAAGUCUUUUUUUUUUCUUAUCUCAAAACAAUAAUCGACGUGUCUUAGCACCAUGACCUCUACAAAAAGGCGCUGAAACGACUGUAAACAAUCGAUGAGCCAUCACGAAAAGGAGAAUAAUUCCAGGUCGCUAUAGGAAAAAUUGAUGCGGCCACGCGACUUAGAAUCUAAAGGCCACAAGAUGGGCAAGUUGAAAUUUAUCAAAAAUUAUUCAUUUUAAGGUAUGUGAGCUUCAUCAUCGUCAACCCCAUCAAAUUAAAUCCACGGUAGUACUAACAGCAAAGUUGAAAACACCUCGUUUAAUCAAAAGUGGUUUUUAUUAUUAUUUAUUUAUUUAUCAUUAAUUUUACGGACGGAGUCAAUUUCUACAUUUACAUUUCUAAAUUUAAUACAAAAGUAAGAACUUAAAGUAAAAACCUAGGCCACAAUCUCCCAAGCUAAGGAGAGAAAAAUAAAUAACUAUUGUAAGCUAUGUUUUGUUAUGUUAUGGUUGCUUGAAUCUGAUUCCUAAACCUACACUCAGUAGUGCACAUUUUCAUUGGCCAGCCGUCCAUAGUUGGUCCUGUGAUACGGUCCAAAAAUGUACUAUUUGGACGCGGAAUUCGUAUUAGUGUCAAAAACCCAAUUUUUGAUAGAAUGGAGGGAUAAAAACAACUGGAAUUAAUAAGUUUGAACAGCAACAUCAGGUCGGCUUCGUCACGACGAGCUUAAAGCAUUUUCAAACUUAAUGAGUUUUCAAGAGCCACAUAAUCGAUGUUAGCCAAGGCGACACUCAACUUAAAAGCUAUAUAUCUAGGAAAACGGUGCUGAACUUGUUUAUUUAUUAAUUUCUUUAUUCAAUGCCAAUAAUAUAAUCUCUACUGCAAGUGCAGUGCCCUCUAUUUAGCUGUUCACGACAGGAAGAGGAUUAUUUAAUAACAUUUUAUUGCCGAUAGAAAUAUUCUGCUAAAAAAUAAUAUAAAAAAACAAAACCUCUGGUAGUACUUCUAUAGAUGGUUCUUAAAAUUUAAUUUUUUAUUUAGAAUAGUGCAACCACUUUAGUCCAAACACCUAACUCUCAGGCCCAAUUCAGAUUAUUAAAUUGUACGGAUUAACGAAUAUAUAAUAAAAACAUCUGUGUAAGUUUUUACAUUUUUAAUAUGUAUAUAUAUUAAAUUUCACAUACUACAUAUGUAAUGUACCUUAUUAACUAACAAAACAUGCACCUAAUAUUAUUUUAAAGAACAAAAACAAACCUAAAAAAUAAAACAUUAAUUCCUUUCCGGAACAGUAAAGGAAUUUGUAAUUUUUGUUUGACACUGCAUCAUCAUCUUUCAUGAAACAUGGAGUUUCGGAAUUCCCAUCAGAGUCAGAAUCUUCGACAACUUCUCCGAAUAUACUAGCUUCAGUCAAUGCGUCGCUGAUUGCCUUAUCCCAUGUUUCGAUCUCUUCAUUCGAUAAGCACUUGUUAAAUUUUUUACCUAACUCCCUAAUCUCUUCUAGACCAUUUUAAAUAUCCUUGGAUCCUGAAUCUCAAAUUUGUCUUACUAAGCGCGCUAACCAAGCCUCGUUCGAAGAGAAAACAACGUCCUUCAAUGUUAUAUCCUUCAAUGCUUGCGGAAUAUCAGAAUCAGUACCAACAAUUUCUUGAAGCAACUUGUUACGAUAAAACAAUUUUAUAGCCUGUAUAGCACGUUAAUCCAUUGGCUGUAUCAAUGGCGUACAAUUUGGGAGAAGGAAAAGCAUUGAAAUUUGAUUAUCGUCGCUAUACAAUUGAGUAGGGUGUCCAAGUGUCCAGGACUAGAAUUGCCAUCGAACUAAGGUUAAAUUAUUUCAUUGUACUUCUUACUGAUGGACCAAACUCACUGUGAAACCACUCAGUGAAAAUUUCUCUCGUCACCCAAGCUCUGCGUUGACCUUUGUACGAAAUAGGAAUAUUAACAUUUCUAAAAGAACGUGGUUUCAUACCUUUACCUAGGAACAACAAUUUUAAUUUAUGGGAUCAAGAGAUAUUGCAAGAGGGCAUAAAAGUGAUUCGACUUUUCGCCCUGGAGAAAAUGCGCUAAGAUUUUGUUUGGAAGAACUGUCCACAAAAGCCCACUUAGGUUAGGUUUUUUUUUUCAUUAUUCCAGCAAAGUUUUCCACAAAUGGCAAGACUGCAUCGCGGUCGGUUGAAAGUGUUAAGUGUUAAGUGUAAGUUGUUAUUUCUCUGUAAAAAAAAACAAGAAAUUGGUGUACCUGUAAAAAAAGGGAAUUGUAUCAAAAAGAAUUGCAAGAUUUGAUAUACUGCCUGGCUCUAUGAAGUUAAAUAAAAUCGCUUAAAAAUAGAAAAAUAUAAUAUUUUAUAACGAUGGACCAGAAUUAAACUUACCUUUUGUAAUUUAAUGACAGAACAGCGUAAAUAACGACUUUUCGAUUUUAGGAGUUGCACUGAGUUUCAAUGUCUCUCUGUUGGAAGGACAGACAUCAUUUUAGUGGAGAAAUGCCAUUUUUUUGUCUUUGAUUCUCUUUAUAUCAGUUCCUGAAGCUUUUCGGAUCCUAUACUUUGAAGUAAUACUUGAAUAACUCAUACCGGCAUCAAUACCUUCUAUAACUUUAUUGAUUUAAAUCACACGUGCUUUUUUUUUGACAUAUUUGUCUUUUAAAUUAGAAAAAAGAUUCCUAUUUUUCAGGUUUUUGUCCUGUAACAUUCGCACUAUCGAGUGGUAUAUAUCUUAAUUAAAAAUUUGAAUCUAAUAUAAUAGUUAAAAAAUAUAUUUAUUUUUUAUUGUAACAUUGAGUUUUACGUUUUAUUAUUUAAGCAAAGUAUUUUAAACAAAAUACAAAGCCACUUUAAAGUCCCAGAACAGCCGAUACAUAAAUAGUAUUUCUAAAUACAUUAUUUAGUUUUAUAAUGCUCUUUUACGAACGAAUAGGCUAUAGCCCUUUAAACCAAAAAUUAAAGUGUACGAUUUAUUUAUUUUUAAUAAGGCAGUCAAUAUGUCAAAAGUAAUUAAUUACAAAAGCAUUAGUAAAACGAAUUAAAAACCGAAGUGGAUUAACAAGAUAAGAAGGGCCGCUUAUACUCCAAUAUUCGACUUCGAAAAAAUUUAAAAAAUGAAAAAGUUGGAUAUUUUCAUUCCUUUAAAAAUUCUUUUUAGCAUGCCAAAAUCAAAUUAGAAAAAGAAGUAAGUAAAUUCAAAAUUUUUUUGCUAUCGAAUAUUUUGUGCCUCUAUAUAUUAUAUUUUACAAUAAAAUUUGCUCAAAGAGAAAACUAAUGGCAAAUAUAAAAAUGACUAGAUUAACAAAUUAGGAAAUAUUAAAUAUUAGCAAUUUCUUAACUUGUUGUUAUAUAUAUUAUAUAUCACCCGUUCGUUUGUUGAACUUCAACUGGAAUCCUACAGGCGU
Molecule: messenger RNA, 5133 nt
Organism: Cylas formicarius (sweet potato weevil)
Lineage: Eukaryota; Metazoa; Arthropoda; Insecta; Coleoptera; Brentidae
Product: hemicentin-1-like
Exons: 10
Coding region: 194-1591 (465 amino acids)
Cellular component (GO): neuron projection
Molecular function (GO): protein binding
Source: RefSeq, a predicted model, not a curated record